AGCCUCGUCAUACAUAAUUUAAGACCCACGUUUACGUUGGCCCGCCAGGCAGUCCAAGGGACACAACUCUCGCCUUUUGUUGUAUUUUCGGAAUGAUAUGACCACACUCUCAGGACAAGCUGUUGUUUAAGCCAAAGGUAUUUGUGGUCAAUAAUUGUAGUGGUUAGGGAGGACGUAGCAACAAUGAAAAAGCUGUUGGCGUUGACGGUGUUCCUGGAGCUGGUUGCGAUUAUUUCAGCGGCUGUAACGAUAGGCGAUAAGCCAAUCGUCGUGAACGUCGAAGAAGGAUUCACACUGAGAAAGAUACUCCAUCCAUUUCAAUGCGUCAGUGACAUUCCAGCAUCUGCGGUGUCCGUGACGGUGCUGUCCAUCACCCCCACCUCGCCCUGCGGAAGCUGCUUCGACAUCAUCAGGGAAACAAAGGCUGACCAGUUCACACUGUUUUACCUGCCAAGUCAAGGUCUGGUGGACUUUGAUGGUACCGCGAUGUACACGCUGACGGCUAUCUGCAGAGAUGAAUCAGGAGCGAAUGACACGGCGGAUGUAGAAAUAAGAGUGGUCACCAACCAUCCACCUGUCUUCAACACUCCGAUAGAUGAUGGCUGUGGCAUAUCGGGAGUCUUCACCCAAGCUGGAACUAUCAUACGUACUGUGGGCGUCACUGAUAACGAUUCUGACGACCUCAACUUCACCAUGACGGUCAUUCCUACUACAUCGACGGGAGACUUCUACAUCGAUAAUGGUGGCAACAUCCGGAACAGGUUUCCAACGGAUAUGCUGUGUCUCUCAACCAUUGCCUUCCAGGUGUAUGUGACUGACUUCAAAUCCAACCGUGUCGGACCCGCUGUUGUGACCUGCUCAAUCAGUAACCCCUACCUCGCGCCAACGGUGUCUAAUUUGAACCGCGAGAUAAGCCUUCCUGAAGACACGUCCUUUCCGUCGACGCUCAUCACAAUGUUGGCAACGCCAACCAUCCCCAUCGUCAGAUACGACUUCUCCACCAUCCCAUCGGCCGCACGGUGGCUCUUCAGCAUUGAGAACAAUGACCUGAUGCUAGUAAAUGAGCCGAGCUACGAAGACGCCAACUUCCAGAACAUCAACAUCUCCGUCUUCCCGUACAACGAGUACUGUAGGUCAGUUGAUGGACACUUCCUCUUCAUCAGGGUCACUGACGUCAACGACAUCCCCAAACUUCGGCCUGAUCUAGUGUACACGGCGGUGAACGAGGGCACGAUAAACGUCCCGUUCAGUACUCUCCUGAUCGAUGACGACUUUGGCGACACCCACACCUACGAGAUAAUUGCGGGUAACGACAGAAAACUAUUCGACAUCAACCAGCAGACGCGAAAUAUCAUAUCCGUAGGGACAUAUGACGUAGACCAGGGGGUGGACCCCCAGAACGUCACACUAGUUAUCCGAGUGACAGAUCGUGCGGGGGCCACUGCUAACGCAACAGUGAGGAUGAUCAUAGAGGACAUCAACGACAACUCCCCUGUCAUCACCCAGACAACCCACACCUUCUCCGCCACUGGCUGUUCCAUAAUCAACUCAAAUCUAGGCACGAUCACAGCCACAGACCAAGACUCUGCUAAAAAUGGCAACAAUAUCGUCCGAUUCCUCGGGUCGUGUAAUGGCCCUCUGUGUGUGAGCUCUGAUGGCACUAUCUACGCGUCUGGUUUGAUAGCAGCCAGCCAGAGCUACAGCCUGACUGUACAUGCCACCGACCUUGGAACAGUGCCAGGCCCCCGACAGAGUGUUAUUCCUGCCACAGUCACCCUCACCACUUCGGCCUGCCCCACCACAGUCGCCCCCGUCGUCGUCAACGGCAGCAGCGGUAGUUCUAAUAGCUCCAGCAACUCCUCAAGCUCAAGCUCCAGCUCCAGUUCCAGCUCAUCAUCUUCGUCAUCCUCUUCUUCUUCAGUAACGUCCUCUACAAACGGCACUCUUGACGCGGGGGUGAUUGCCGCCAUUGUGAUAGGCUGUCUUCUUCUUCCCCUUCUGUUCAUCGCUGGCUACUUCCUGUUCAAGUCUUGCUGCCCGUCGGCCUUCACCUCUUGCUGCGGCCCUAGCACAAGCGCCGCUACCAAACCGCAUGUAACUAAGCCACCAGAGAAAAACUACUGGAGCCCGCCAUCACCAAAUCGUAAAACAAGGCAGAUAACUCCAGAAAAACCAAGAACGCCAGAAAAACCUCAACAGAACCAGCAGUUUGACUACUGGGGCGGCCGUAAGUACUGAAACACCAUUGGGUCCGCACCGAAGCCCGCCGCAGACAUUGGCGGUCAGUCGACGUACAUGUGAUUACCCACAGCCAGCAUGGGAAGUUGUAGUUUGCUACACCAUACGUUACCGCCGCGGACGUCGACAGUAGCAUGUGAACACUUCAUCUACGAUUUUAUUUGUACUACGAAAAUGUUAUCAUCACACUAUCUUUGUCUCAUAAUGUCGACAUUUUAACUUUACUGCGGGCAAAAGAUAGUAGUCACCCAUAUUUGAUGGUGGUAAAUAGGAAACAAACAAGGAAUAGUUAUUCGGUGGUGAUGUAUUUUAUACGGGUAUUGGAGUUGUGUUUUGGACCUUAAGUUUGCAUGCAGUGUUUCGCAACUGUUUUCAGACUAGUAACGUUUUGAUAGCGUUUCAGUUUGUAAAUUUGGGUGAACUCCAAUGUUCAAGUGUAUACUCUCUGUUGCCCAGCAGUGUAUUAAUAAGUGAUAACUUGAUUGAAACGCUCUCUUUAUUGUUCAAUUGGAAACCGUAUAAUGUGACAGUGUGAUCAAAACACUCCAAUUGAACAGACUCUGAGACUCUAUUUGACUUGGAACUAAGUGAUCAUGCAGUCGACACACUCUAUUUAUACGCCAAAUUUGACUAUAUGCGAUCUCUUGCAUUAAGGGCGUGGAACAAGGAAUGACUGUCAUGUAGUAACCUUUCAUGCACGCCUUACUGAGAAUAUAUAUGGAGAAAUGUCCCUAUCCAAAUUGCAUUCGUCUGUAUGUGUCCACGUUAACAGGAUCCGGACAAAUGGUGAGUGAGUGAGGUUCAUUUUACGCCGCUUUUUGCAAUAUUCCAGCAAUAUCACGGCUUCACACAUUGUACCCAUGUCGGGAAUCGAACCCGGGUCUUCGGCGUGACGAGCGAACGCUUUAACCGCCAGGCUACCCGACCGCCACCCGGACAAAUGGGGUUUCACUGCAAAUGAUAGAUCCGAGAUCGAUGCACACGCCUGUGGACAAAGCAAAACACGAUGUACAUGUGACCAAUACAUGUAAAGCAUAUGAAUUCUUGGAAAUUCUUGGAAAUAUGUAUUUAUAUUUGUCGCCAGUUUGCUAUUUUUCCGGAUUCUCACCAUGAGGUGAAAGGUCGUCGUUAUUGUCAAUAUGUGACGCAUGUGUCCUUCAAAUCACUAUGUCGUGACACUGAAGAUCAUCCAUGUCCACUAGCGACCAAUAUAAUACCCCAGGCAGCACUAGAAUUACAGUAUCAUAGUGGACAGAGCACUGAUGACAAUAUUAUUCCCAUACGUUGAUUCCGUGUACUGUGUGGAUGCUAGCACUAGAGCCAGCACCACUCUCAUGUAAAUAAAGCCUGAAGUAUUACCCAUCUUUGCGAACACUGUGAUAAUAUAUCCGUGCCCCUCGUGAUUGUCUGGUGUAUGAUACCUUCCGAUACUGCCCGGGUACUCUGAAAUAUGGGCUAAGGGUGGCUUUUCAUGUAAAUAUAUUCGUCUGACAAGACCAUGAUGCUGCGCAUAUGCAAUAAAUAUUUAGUGUCUUCUGUU
This is a messenger RNA of Haliotis rufescens (red abalone), 3778 nucleotides long. Its product is annotated as protocadherin Fat 2-like. The coding region runs from base 184 to 2238 and encodes 684 amino acids. Gene Ontology annotation, molecular function: calcium ion binding. NCBI's taxonomy places the organism in Eukaryota, Metazoa, Mollusca, Gastropoda, Lepetellida, Haliotidae. The transcript has 13 exons. Gene Ontology annotation, cellular component: membrane. The record is from RefSeq and is a predicted model, not a curated record. Gene Ontology annotation, biological process: homophilic cell-cell adhesion.